This is a messenger RNA of Sinocyclocheilus anshuiensis, 951 nucleotides long. RefSeq names its product uromodulin. The record is from RefSeq and is a predicted model, not a curated record. NCBI's taxonomy places the organism in Eukaryota, Metazoa, Chordata, Actinopteri, Cypriniformes, Cyprinidae. The transcript is spliced from 5 exons. The coding region runs from base 1 to 951 and encodes 316 amino acids.
AUGACAGCUAAUCUGUCUGAUCCCUGUUACAACUACACUAUACUGGAUGAACCAUGGAGAGCCACCAAUAACACAAAUGCUACAGUCACAAAGUGUGACACCUCUGUCACCUGGAGCGGCUGGUAUCGUCUCUUCAUUAACGGUUUGAGCGCUCAGAUCCCAGACACCUGUGUUGUGAGGUAUAGCUGUGGCACUCAUAUCCCACUGAGGAUCCAUGGUGGACAUCCAUCACUGCAGGAUGGAGUCGUCACUCGAGAUGUCUGCGGUCACUGGGACAAUUACUGCUGCUAUUUCUGGUCUUUUCCCAUUAAAGUCAAAGCCUGUCCAGGCAAUUAUUAUGUCUAUGAGUUGGUUAGACCAACUAGAUGUGAUUCAGCAUAUUGUGCAGAUGUUGGCAGCAUUCACACCAGCUCUACAACUGUCACACCAGUGACCAUCUCAACUGUUUAUCCAUCUGUUGACCCCUGUUACAACUACACUAUACUGGAUGAACCAUGGAGAGCCACCAAUAACACAAAUGCUACAGUCACAAAGUGUGACACCUCUGUCACCUGGAGCGGCUGGUAUCGUCUCUUCAUUAACGGUCUGAGCGCUCAGAUCCCAGACACCUGUGUUGUGAGGUAUAGCUGUGGCACUCAUAUCCCACUGAGGAUUCAUGGUGGACAUCCAUCACUGCAGGAUGGAGUCGUCACUCGAGAUGUCUGCGGUCACUGGGACAAUUACUGCUGCUAUUUUGGGUCUUACCCCAUUAAAUUAAAAGCCUGCCCAGGCAAUUAUUAUGUCUAUGAGUUGGUUAGACCAACUAAAUGUGAUUCAGCAUAUUGUGCAGCUGUUACUAACAUCAUCAGCACUGAUACAACAGUCACACCAGAGACGAGCUCAGCUGAAUUGAACAGGUGUGUGAGUGUGUUUGAGUCUCUAGAUAAAGAUGAGGGUGAAAAGAGUGUGUGA